This is a messenger RNA of Rubroshorea leprosula, 2888 nucleotides long. The record is from the annotation of a GenBank genome assembly. Lineage: Eukaryota; Viridiplantae; Streptophyta; Magnoliopsida; Malvales; Dipterocarpaceae.
AUUUCUUCUCUCUAGUAUUUAAAAAAUGAAGUUAGCUGUGUAUUUGUUAUCCUUUUUUAAUUCUCUGAUCUACAUAAAUCAUCUACUACUUGCCUUUCAAUCUCCUCCUACAACUGCCUUGCAUCCGAGUAACGAAACCGACACACUUACAUUGUUGGCGAUCAAGAACCGGAUUGUUGAAGAUCCACUAGGAGUCUUCACCUCUUGGAAUGUGUCUAACGAUAACUGUAGUUGGAAGGGAGUCACUUGCAGCAAUCAACACAAAGGCAGGGUUACGAUGUUGAAUUUAGUUGGCCAAAAUCUGGUUGGUUCAAUACCUCCCCACAUUGGAAAUCUGUCCUUUCUAAGGCAUUUCAACCUCAGCUAUAACAGCUUUAAAGGAGAGGUUCCUGAAGAGAUUGGUCGGCUACUCCGCUUGACACAUCUUGAUCUCAGCUACAAUGCCUUUCAAGGAAAGAUUCCAUGCAAUCUGUCAUUAUGUUCAAAUUUAGAAGACAUCAAUUUCACCAACAACAACCUUACAGGUGAUAUCCCUACGGAGCUUCGAAAUCUGUCAAAAAGUCUACACAGAUUUGAGGUCUCUGCAAAUCACUUCACAGGAAGCAUACCACAAUGGUUGGGCAAUGCAUCUUCACUUACCUCUUUAGCCUUGGGAGGAAAUAAUUUACAUGGAGGCAUCCCAAGAGAGCUUGGAAGACUUCCAAAGUUGCUAUUUCUGCAACUUUCUGAAAAUAAGCUUUCCGGGGAGGUUCCACUUUCUAUUUUCAAUCUAUCCUCACUCUAUUUUCUUGCUGUUGCAGUAAACAGAUUGCAAGGUGAAAUCCCAUCAAAUAUUGGCUUUACUCUUCCUAAUCUUCGGUAUCUUCACGCCGGAGCUAACUAUUUUUACGGGGAGAUUCCAUCUUCGUUAAUAAAUGUAACAAAACUAGAAAUUUUUGAUAUUGGGUUCAACGGUUUGAGUGGAGUGGUGCCUUCAAACCUUGGAACUCUAAGGAAUCUUACAGUUCUAUCUCUUGCAGACAAUCAGUUGGAAAAUAUAGAAGAUGAAGGCUUAGGUUUCUUAACUUCUUUAACCAAUUGUAGCAACCUCCGUUGGUUGUUGCUCCAUGAUAAUCAUUUCAGAGGUGUGUUACCCACUUCAAUUGCCAAUCUUUCAACUAAGCUUGAAAAACUGUGGAUAGGUGGAAACCAAAUUUCAAGUAAAAUCCCUAAAGAGAUUGGGAACCUGGUUGGCUUAACCUCAUUGGAUAUGUGUUCCAACAGCAUUACAGGUGAAAUCCCUCAUUCUAUAGCCAAACUGAAAAACUUAUCCCAACUUUAUCUGUGUGAGAAUAAAUUUACUGGGCCUUUCCCAUCUUCACUAGGGAAUAUGUCUCAAUUGCAAAAAUUGAAUUUGUCUGAGAACAAUUUAAGCGGUCCAAUUCCUCCUAAUUUGGGAAAUUGUUCACAACUUGAAUAUAUUGAUCUUGAGAAAAAUUCUUUCUUUGGUAACUUACCAAAACAGCUUUUUAGCUUCUCUCGAGUCAUAGAAGUCCACUUGUCGAGGAAUUCUUUUAUAGGAAAAUUGCCUUUAGAUUUAGUGGAGUGUAAGAUGAUCAAUCUGGUGAAAUUGGGUGUUUCUUACAACCAAUUGUCAGGAGGAAUUCCAAGUGCUUUGGGAAGUUGCUUGAUGUUGGAGCAACUUUGGAUGAAUAAUAACUUGCUUGAAGGAGGCAUCCCACCCUCAUUUAGAGCUCUGAAAAGCCUUGCACACCUUGAUGUCUCUAGUAACAAUUUGUCUGGCCAAAUUCCAAAAUAUCUCCAAAAUUUCACUCUCUUACAAAACCUAAACUUAUCAUUCAAUAAUUUUGAAGGAGAGUUGCCAACUGGAGGGAUCUUUGAAAAUGCAAGCAUGAUAUCAGUAGCUGGGAACCAAAGACUCUGUGGAGGUAUUCAUCAGCUAGGACUUCCUUCAUGCAAGAUUAAAGGCAAGAAAAAGAAAGGAAAGCUUCAUCAUUUGACAAUGCUUAUUUCAAUAUGCACUUCGUGCUCAAUAUUCUUGAUAGCAUUGCUUGUUAUUUUUUCAUACAAAAGGAGAUAUAAAAGGAAAGCUUCAACUUCUACCAUGGUGCAAGAGCUGGAGCUAGAACAAUUUCCAAAGAUUUCAUUUAGAGAGUUAAGUCAAGCAACCAAUGAGUUCUCAUCAUCCAAUUUGAUAGGAGAAGGAAGUUUUGGUUCUGUGUAUAAAGGAAUUCUAAGCCGAGAUGCAAUGUUAGUGGCAGUAAAGGUGUUGAACCUUAAGCAAAAGGGAGCUUUCAAGAGUUUCAUGACAGAGUGUGAAGCACUAAGAAAUAUUCGACAUCGGAAUUUGAUCAAGAUUAUAACUGUUUGCUCUAGUAUAGACUUCAAAGGGGAUGAUUUCAAGGCUUUGGACAACUUCACCAUUCACCACUUUACCAAAAUAAGUCUACCAGAAAAAGCAAUUGAAAUUUUAGAGCCUUCAUUGCUACCUGAGGUUCAAGAUGAAGAAAAUUCAACAAAAUGGUAUAUGGAAGAAAGACUUGGUGCUCUUGAAAGUCUUGUGGAAGUUGCUAGGGUUGGACUACUCUGCUCAAUGGAGUCACCAAGUGAAAGAAUGGACAUAAAAGAAGUUGUUGCAGAAUUACUUGCCAUUAGAGACAAGUUCCUUUGUAAUAAAACCAAAUUUUCAUCAACUUAAUUCUCAUAAGUUGUUUCAACUACAUAAAGGUGGAGUUUAUUAUUGAUGAAUAUCCUUUUGUGUUUUGUUGAUGCCACAAUUUAAUUUUUUUCUGUUAUGAAUCAAUUCAUUAUCGAUAUUUCACUUUCUACAUCUUUCACCUCCUCACUUUCUCUUGUAUUUACUUGCCCAAUAUAAUGGUGAUUAACUC